CGAGUCAGUACAGACCAAAACCUCCCUCUCUCUCUCUCUCUCUCUCUCUCUCUCUCGCUCUCUCUCUCAUUUGCUCUCAGUCAUUCAGUGAAGACUUCCAAAGUUCUGCUCAGCAAUGCGGACCGGACUUCUCCUCCUCGUCGCCUGCUGCCUGUGGGCCGCCGAGGGCCAGACCGGGAGCCAGCGGGGCCGCAGCAUCUGGGACGACCCGGUCACCUUCCUGACCAAGGACAAGGACGCGUGCGCCAUGCACUUGACGGGCCAGGGGGACAUGACGACGCUGCGCGUGGACUGCCAGGGCGCCGAGCGCUCCUACUGGUGUGACUACCGGGGCAAGCCGCAGACGUGCCGCACGUACAACAACAACCCGCGCCACUACUUCACGCAGAUCAUGUGGGACCUGCGCAAGCUGCACCACGCCUGCAGCGGGCCCAUCGUCUUCAAGCCCCAGAUGUGCAAGAAGGCGUCUGACGAGGCGCGCAUGGUGUUCGUCGGAGCGUCCAGCGAUGAUGGCACCGGAACCGCCGCCGCCAGCCCAGAGCGACAAGAGAAGCCCUCUCGGCCCACCCAGAGCCGGCCAGAGGCCACCAGGCCAGAGAGACCCCAGGCGUACCGACCCACCAGACCCCAGCCGGCCAGGCCCACUAAGCCUGACCAAGCCAAAUCUGAGUCCAGGAACAACAACAACAACCUGAGGAAGCCAUCGACCUCCAAGCCAUCGACUCCUUCCCCCACACAAUCAACGUCAAAGAUCCAGGCCAGGAAGAUGGCUCAAGAUUACUGCUGGAGAUCUAUGACAGGCGUGUGUGCCUACGUCAUCGGAUUAUUCCGCAACUAAGAGUUAAGGGUUUAAGUUCAGUAUGAAGAAGACUCGAGGAGGCUGAUUACUGGGACACCUGGCGUCCUCUCUCCCUCAGGAGGGCGGGCUCUGAUCAUGAUUGGUAGGGAUUACCCAGCAUCCAAUCCAACACAAAGCCACUGGUGACACUUUUCUAGAAAACUCCAUCGCAUCCUUCGCUCCCCCCCCCCCAAAGUGUGCCUGUCAUGACUUGUGUCCAGAUCUAAGGUGGUAAUAGAGUAUUAUUUUCAUUUGGGGAAAAGUGAAAUCUUUUGAGAACUUCAUUUUGGGUAACUGUGUGACUGAAAGUGUUCUCUAUAAACCAGAUGCAACUCGGCAGGUGAGGGCAAAUAGAUCUUCCACAUAUCCUCUAAUCCACAAAGCAGUGAUGUCAGCCAUGUGGUGGAGAGGGGUUCAAAUGUUUAGUGAGGUUGGGCUAUAAACCAGUCAUACUCCUUGCAGCAUUGGGAAGAAUGAAGGGAAAUUAUACCAUAACUAUUUAGGUACAGAUGCAUCAUCUGUUUGUUCUGAGAAUGUAAUCAUGGACAAAAAUGUGGUACGAUUGAUAUUUUAAAAGGGGAUAAUUUGCAAGUGCUAUCACUGAGGAGUCAAAUUGAUAGUAUCGAUGUAUACUUGUUAUUACUUGUGUAUGUAAUAAAUAAUUAUGUUCUUAUG
Alosa sapidissima (American shad) is the source of this 1513-nucleotide messenger RNA. It is a transcript of the gene fgfbp2a, whose product is annotated as fibroblast growth factor binding protein 2a. Gene Ontology annotation, molecular function: growth factor binding. The transcript is spliced from 2 exons. Lineage: Eukaryota; Metazoa; Chordata; Actinopteri; Clupeiformes; Clupeidae. Gene Ontology annotation, biological process: cell-cell signaling. The record is from RefSeq and is a predicted model, not a curated record. The coding region runs from base 116 to 838 and encodes 240 amino acids.